UGUAUAUUUUUUUCGCAAUGUUUUUGUCAACAAUCAUGAUCUAAUCUAUUUUUGCAAUGUUUUCCGAGGUGUAUUUGGAUAAAUAACAAGCUAAAAAUGAAAAAAACAUCGUCACAAAGAACAAUAAUAUUGUUUGCACCAAUAUCACUUCGUGACAGUGUUUCAUGACGGAGUUUAAGAAGUGUUCAAAUUACAGUAACCUAAAAAUCCUUAAAAAUGCAUUCAAUAAGGCAGCAAGUAAUUAAAAAUCCUCUAAAAUACUUUCGAAUUCUUAACAAUCUUCAAAAGAAGCAUAACUUAUAUCCCAGUCCUGUGUAUUACUACGCUACAAGUAUAGACAUCGAUGCUUUUACCAGUGACUUGAUUGAAAGGUUUAAAGAUAGACAAGCCAUUACAGUAACUAAUUUGCAGAAUAUUUCUAUACGUCACUUCAUGGAUGAUAGCAACAAGAUUAAAGAUGUGUCCAAAAUGUCCAUUGAAGAUGUUCAAAAUCUAAUUUUGCAUCUCAUGUCCAAGAAUAAAGAUAGCCAAGUAGAUCAGAUACUGAAAGAUUGUCUUACGGCUCAAAUGUUUAUCGGAGAGCCAACGCUAAAGUUGUUAUUCAGACAUUACAGUGGAUUGGGCAGGACGGACAUGGUAGAAAUGUUGCAAACAUAUUGCUUGAAAGGCGACAGAAUAUUGUACAAAAGACAUGGCCAAUAUUUGCAUUAUCUAGCCAAGGCGCAAUGUAUGAAAGGCAAUUCUGAUAAAGGUUUGUCAAUACUGAAGCAGUGUUACGAAAACAACACACAGUUACGAAGUCGCUAUCGAAUAAUUUUUAAAGAAUUGAUACAUGAUUCUGUUAUGAAUAGAUCGGAAGCGUCGCUAGUAAUUUUUAGGAAAUACAUAUUUGAAUUCAGUGAAAGGUUUAGUGAUCAUUAUCCGUUAGUGUGCUUUUGGCAUAGUUGUUGGUCAAGUAGUUGGUUUUCUGACCAAAUGUUAGCUGAUGAGUUAUUAGAAUCAUCUAAGACCCUUCGAGGUAUAAUUCAAGACAGAUCAACAGCAUUCAGUAUUACCAUACUUCGAGAAGAUUAUAACGAAGAUGCUGUUCUACGGCUACUCCAGAAGCUGCUGAAGUUUGAAAUGAUGGACGCUUAUGUCAAAGUGCUGCAAGUCCUAUUUAACUUUAAGUUAAGACAACGCGAUAUACGCGGCUGCGCAGAAAUCAUGAGAAACUGUGAAGUUCUCGGUGUGAAACUACCCUCAGACCAGCAAGGCAGGUACAUAAAGAUGCUCAUUCACGGCAUUUCGCCUAUAGAAUCGAAGCCGGCUGACAAACCGACCUCUAAAAACUUCAAACUUAAGUUCUAGACGUAGUUUUUUU
This is a messenger RNA of Ostrinia furnacalis (Asian corn borer), 1363 nucleotides long. RefSeq lists its product as uncharacterized. Lineage: Eukaryota; Metazoa; Arthropoda; Insecta; Lepidoptera; Crambidae. Bases 217 to 1350 code for a protein of 377 amino acids. The record is from RefSeq and is a predicted model, not a curated record. The transcript is spliced from 3 exons.